CAGAAGACACAGAAGCUGUAUAUAAAAAGGAUGAAAAUCUUUAUCAGAGCAAUACAACUAAAAAUGCUUUCUUGUUCUGUAAUAAAAGAUCAGAUGAUUUUAUAAUAGAUCAAAUAGAAGGUUCUGAAAUAAAUCUAAACAUAGUGAUGAGCAAUGUUAGAUUAGGUGAUUCUGAAGAAAUAGUUGAAACAGAUUUAAAGACAUUACGUAUAGAGGAUGAGAAGAUCUAUAAUAUAGCAGAGGAAACUGACUGUAUGCAGUUUAAGGAGGCAGUGGAAUUAAGAAAACGUUAUAAAGAAUUUAAACUUAGUUUAAAAAAAGAACACAGUAAUAUAGAAAAUACAUCUCUAAGUAUAUAUAAUAACCCUUAUAGAUUAUCAGAUGAAAUAGAGGAAAUUCUAAAAAAGAUAAAGUUGAGUAGCAAUAAAGAAGUGAUAAAGAAUAUGCAGGUUGUAAAGCAAGAAGUAGUUAAGAAAAUAGUAAAUAAAGAGGCAGUUCAAAAACAGGCUCACACAGUGCAAGGUGAAACCAAUUAA
Messenger RNA from Racocetra fulgida, 536 nucleotides. NCBI's taxonomy places the organism in Eukaryota, Fungi, Glomeromycota, Glomeromycetes, Diversisporales, Gigasporaceae. The record is from the annotation of a GenBank genome assembly.